AUGUCUUCACUAAUUCUUAUGGGCUUAAUGCCCAAAGGAGAAGAGAGCUCCAUAGCAGCACGAUUGUACAGCUCCCAUGAACUCGAUAUCGAUCCACUGCCAGAGAAUCACAAACGAGGUUUGAUCGCAAUUGCAGUUAUGGCUCUCUUGUCUCUUAUUGCAACAGCAACCCUUCUUGGUUUCAUCACCUAUCGUCUGGUCUUCUGGCGCGGCAGUUAUUCGCGAUACAUCGGUUACAACCAGUAUAUUAUCCUGAUCUACAACCUGGUCUUGGCCGAUUUCCAACAAUCACUCGCAUUCAUCAUCUGUUUACGAUGGAUUUUGACCGAUAAAAUCAAGUCCGGUAGCGCUGGAUGCUUCCUCCAAGGGCUCUGGCUGCAGAUCGGAGACCCCGGCAGUGGUCUGUUUGUGCUCGCCAUCGCCUUUCACACAUUCCUUUUGGUCGUUUGGGGACGUAAAAUGUCCUACCGGUUCUUCGUCUGGUUCGUCGUCGGCGUUUGGGCCUUCGUGGCUGUCAUGGUCAUCAUCCCAUUGGCAAUGCAUGGUGGGGAUGUCUUUGUGCCCUCCGGUGCCUGGUGCUGGAUUAGUGAAGAAUACGAAACUACCCGUCUGUGGACUCACUACAUCUGGAUUUUCGUCGCAGAAUUCGGCACGGUUGCUCUCUACGCUGUCAUGUACUUCCAGCUGCGCCGACAAAUCGCCGCUUCCUCGAUCCUCGGAAACAGUCAACUGGAGAGUCUCAAGCGCCUGCGCCGCGUCGUCGGAUACAUGACCAUCUACCCAAUCGUCUACAUUGUGCUGUCACUCCCUCUCGCCGCAGGUCGUAUGGCCACUGCGAAUGGAGACUCUCCUAGUUUGACCUUCCUCUGCUGUGCCGGUGCAAUCAUUACCAGUUCCGGCCUGGUCGAUGUGGCUCUGUACACGCUCACCCGUCGCGCCCUGAUUAUCGAUUCCGAGCCUAGCCAUGAUCGCUCUUACAACAAGUUUGCCAGCAGCAAGGGCAAGCGCGGAGACACUCACCUGACUACCAUCACCGCAGACCCCAAGCGCAAGAUGGGUGGCGGCACUUUCAACGAUGAUCUCGAUGGAUCAACGGAUAACAUUGUCUCGCCCAGCCCCCAUGCUAUGGAGCAUGGCCAUGAAAUGGCACCUAUUGGAAAGGUGUACCAAGAGACGACGAUCGAGAUUACACACGAGCCUGCCUUCCCCGAUGAAGGCUCCAGCGAGCGCUCAAGUAAAGAGGACUUCCCCUCUGAAAUGCCGCCUCAUAACCAAUGGCGCCGAUGA
Molecule: messenger RNA, 1287 nt
Organism: Penicillium salamii
Lineage: Eukaryota; Fungi; Ascomycota; Eurotiomycetes; Eurotiales; Aspergillaceae
Source: the annotation of a GenBank genome assembly